UUCGAGGCGCGCAUGAAGCUUGAACAGCCCGGACUUGCUCCUGAAGAGAUCUCCUUCGUGGCUCUGACGCUGGGCGUAUCUGCAAAAUCCUCUCCCCAUGGUCGCGGCUGUCUGAGAAUGAGUCAUGACCACUUUUGCUGCUUCACAGGUCACUCAAGACGUCAAGCUCCCGGCGCUGUACCUACUCGACUCGAUCUCCAAGAACAUCGGCUCCGUUUACCCAGAUCAAUUCUCGCGAUUCGUUGAACGAGUCUUCCUCACUGCUUUUCAAGAUGCAGACCAGAGCAUGCAGGUCAAGCUCGAGGAGCUGCUUGGUACCUGGCGCACCGGCGGUCGUAACGGCUCCGAGCUCUUUGCACCCGGCGUCUACCAGUCGAUCGCGAAUAACGUCGCGUCCAUUCGCGGCACAGACGAGAGCGAUGGUCAACAACCUGCUACGCCUGGUGAGCGCGCCGGUGCGCUUUACGACAUUCGACGGUUGCUUGUGAAACGGCAAGAAGAAGCGCUCACUUCGCCUCAAGACGAGACCAUUGCGACUCAGAUCAUGAUCUUGACGCAGCUCGAAGGUCUUGUCAAAGUGCAACAGCUGACGAGCGCUCAAAUCAUUGCAAUUCACGAUCAGAUUGCCACGCUCUCGCCCGUCACUGCCGAAGACGGGAUUACGCCCCAGAUAGCCGAAAUCGCAGUUUCGGCGGACGGCGAGAACCUGCCUGAUCUGGCUGCCCUGUCCUCGCUCAUGGAUCCAGAUCUUCUCAGGCAGGCCCUAGGUAGCGGAUGGAACGCAGCUGCCCCUGCUAAGCCUUUGGUGACCAAGAUUGACCCGAUCGAAGAUCGCUAUCAAUCUAUGCUGCUGUCCUUCGAGAUCUCGCUCACGACUUCAGACAUUCAGCGCUACAGACCCGACGCGCCUGCGCUCAUCUACGAUGAGCUGCCCGAGGCUUGCAAACAGUGUGGUACUCGCUUCCUCUCCGGCGAUAAUGGCAGCCGCAAGAUGCAGUCCCAUCUCGAUUGGCAUUUCAGGCGCAACAAAAGAUUGCUUGAGAAGGCGAGACCGCAAAGUCGCUCUUGGCUCAUAAUGAGCGAGGAAUGGUUAGCGCCGCCGGGCCAGAUCAAGACUGAAGAGACACAGCUUGUCGAAGAGGAUGAAGAGGAGCCGCUUGAUCCUGAAAAGUGCAUUGUCAAGGUCACAGAGUCGACAGGAACUCGCUCGCGGGCUUGUCCGAUAUGUCAAGAGACGAUCGAGACCAAACUGACAGACGAAGAGGAUUACAUCUGGACCAAUGCAGUGCAAGUGGGCGGCAAGAUCUAUCAUGCGACGUGCCAUGCAGAAAUGACGAAAGCUCGACGACUAGCAAAAGUAGAGGAUGACUAUGACGCAUAUGACGAGACCAAGCCGGAGCAGCAGUUAUCAGUCAACAGGGUUGCCAUCGACGCCGAGGAUUCGGUACUGCCACCGCUGAAGGAGGAAGAUGAAUCUGCAGCAGCGCUGUUGCUAUCCCCUGUCGCGCCCUCACUCGAUCCACCCUCGAGCAGCAAUCACUCCCGAGCCAGUAGCGAGAGCCCGAGCGCGCAAACGCAAAGUCCAUCGCGUGCGAGUAGCCCGAGCCUCGCCGAACCGUCGCGCUCAGCCGAUGCUGCACCCAUCGCUGCAUCAGAUGGCGCCGAGUCUGCUGGAUUGCGUGCUGCUCAGGAACCGUCUGACGCGCUAGCCGUGACCGCUGGCGAGAUCGAGGACGAGCUCGACUACACAGCGGCCUCGAGUGACGAUGACGCUGCCCUGUAUGACGAUACUGGCGCAGCUUCGAGUCUUGCCGGCAAGCGCAGGAUCUCGCCCUCAGCUGGCUCGACCGAACCAAAACGCGCUCGCCAAGAGGAAAGCUAGCUCAAGCCUGCUUCCAAAUAGACCCAAAAUCUGUCCAAUGAGAUUGCAGCGUUUCGUCUUGCAAAGUUUGCAGCCAAACAUCGCGCAGAGCCAGAUCUGUGACACUUCACAUGCGGCGCCUACCACCCUCAACGCGUGCGCUAAGGCGUAACGCAUCUCGGCGUCACCUGCGUUGCGACGAGCAGCUCUCAUCAGCCAUCGUCAGCAGACCGCCUACAGCCACCUCAUCUCCUUGCAGACAGUAAGACGCUGCAGUCUGCUCGUGCAGGCACCGCGUAUUUCCACAUCCUCUCGACGCCGCAACGCCAGUCAUUACUCCCCUCUCGGCCUGCUGCACGGUCACAGGGCUACUGCUACAUUCUGUCCAGCACGACGAACUUUCAACUGUCUU
Mixia osmundae IAM 14324 is the source of this 2273-nucleotide messenger RNA. RefSeq lists its product as uncharacterized. Gene Ontology annotation, cellular component: cytoplasm; mRNA cleavage factor complex. Gene Ontology annotation, biological process: termination of RNA polymerase II transcription. Gene Ontology annotation, molecular function: RNA polymerase II complex binding; mRNA binding. The transcript has 4 exons. Bases 125 to 1882 code for a protein of 585 amino acids. NCBI's taxonomy places the organism in Eukaryota, Fungi, Basidiomycota, Mixiomycetes, Mixiales, Mixiaceae. The record is from RefSeq and is a predicted model, not a curated record.